This is a messenger RNA of Pogoniulus pusillus (Red-fronted tinkerbird), 1094 nucleotides long. It is a transcript of the gene EMC8, whose product is annotated as ER membrane protein complex subunit 8. The record is from RefSeq and is a predicted model, not a curated record. Gene Ontology annotation, cellular component: EMC complex. The coding region runs from base 36 to 647 and encodes 203 amino acids. Lineage: Eukaryota; Metazoa; Chordata; Aves; Piciformes; Lybiidae. The transcript has 5 exons.
CGUGCGGGCAGAGGGCCGCUGUGUGCCGGGGCAGAAUGAAGCUGACCACGCAGGCCUACUGCAAAAUGGUGCUGCACGGUGCCAAGUACCCGCACUGCGCCGUGAACGGGCUGCUGGUGGCCGAGCGGCCGUCGGGAGCCCCGCGCCGUGACCAGGCCGGGCCCCCCUCGCUCUUCGUCGACUGCAUUCCGCUCUUCCACGGUACCCUGGCCCUGGCGCCCAUGCUGGAGGUGGCCCUCACCCUGAUUGAUUCCUGGUGCAAAGAGAAUAGCUAUGUGAUAGCUGGAUAUUACCAGGCGAACGAACGCCUGAAGGACGCCAGUCCAAACCAGGUGGCAGAGAAGGUGGCCUCCAGAAUUGCAGAGGGCUUUAACGAUACAGCACUCAUAAUGGUUGAUAACACCAGGUUCACGAUGGAGUGUGUAGAACCUGCCAUUCACGUCUAUGAGCUUCACGAGAACAAGUGGAGGUGCAAGGACCCACACAUUGACUUCUGCGAGGACUGGCCGGAGGCGCAGAGGAUCGCCGCGUCUCUCCUGGACAGCAAGUCCUACGAGACCCUGGUGGAUUUUGAUAACCACCUGGAUGAUAUCAGGAACGACUGGACAAACCCAGAGAUCAACAAAGCUGUCCUCCACUUGUGCUAGAGGCCCUCCCAGUGACUGACUGAUUGAUGGGCAUCCCCACUCUGUACUGAAGAGAGGAAAAAUGCUGUUUUGGAAUGUAAAUAGAAUUACCAUUCAGUACCUUGUGUGGGGACCUGACUGAUUAAAAGGAGGAGCAUGUCACACUGGGGAGUGAUGUGUCCCCAAGCCAUUAAAUCUCUUUCUUUGCUGACAUUCCUUGGAAGAGCUGCAAACUGUCGAUCACAGCUGUCCUCAUGGAUGUCUGCCCAGUCGUAGGGAACGUUGCUGUUCCUUCAAUGCCAGAACUACUUCUGCUCAUCCCUACUGUCUGUAUUACAAGUUUUUAACCAAGCUUUUUCUAACCUUCUCAGAGGUUACUUUUUAACCAUCGAUGGAAGUACCAUGAAAAAAAAAAUCUUGUCCUCAGCUGAGAAAUGUUAAGGUCAAAUACAUAAAAUAUAAGGUGAA